CUUACUCUCACCAUAAAUGCAGCUUUCAGCAAUGGAGUUGAAACUCAGAAGGAAAAACACUUGUUCAUCUGCAGUUUUGCUGAUUCUCUGCACUAUAUUGGUAUUGGUCACUACUGGCUUUGGUUCUGCGGAUGAAGGAGAGCAGCAGUAUAAGGUGGAGGAAAGCAGAAAUGAUGAUGCACCAGAAAAACCAUCUUUGUGGAAGAUGACCAGAAAUGCUUUUCCUCCGUACACAUCUUCACCUUUGGGGAUCCGAAGCUACUUGGAGAAGGCCAAAGCGCUUUUGAACCAAGGGCAAGCCUUCAUCUUCCCUCCCAGUUUAGAUUUUAGGGGGAGUGGUAAUAAUAUUUAUUUUGGAGAGGAGGCUGGGAGCAGAGGAGGAGGAGGAGCUGGAGAGAAGGUGAGAGAGGUUGUGGGGAAUAGUUUUGGGAAGAGCACAGAGACGGUGGACUCCUCGGCUAAAACAGCAGCCAAAUUAGUUGGGGAAACAGUGCAGAAGACGAAGGAGAAAGUGAAGAGGAGCUUUUCUGACAGAGAGAGUAGAGAACCUCAAUCUGAGCUCUAGGCGGCUCUGUUUGAGUAGAGCAUAUAUAAAGCUUUUGGUUUUCUUGUACCACGGAUAUGUUCGUAAUUAAGUUCAAAUUUUUGUAGUGAGUGCAGAGAGCUUGAUA
Prunus mume (Japanese apricot) is the source of this 671-nucleotide messenger RNA. RefSeq lists its product as uncharacterized. Lineage: Eukaryota; Viridiplantae; Streptophyta; Magnoliopsida; Rosales; Rosaceae. The record is from RefSeq and is a predicted model, not a curated record.